GUUUGCGAGGGGAAAACAAGCGGUUAUAACUCCAUUCUGAAUCCCCUCUCUCUCACACCGCAAACAGAAAUCCUUCAGGAAGGACUCGUUUCUUCUCAGUUCUUGAGGCGAUGGAAGACUGCAGACCUCUGGGUUUCUUGAUUGGGUUGCCCUUCGCUCUCGUUGCCUUGAUUCUGUCGCUCCUGGGUGCAGUUGUAUGGGUUCUGGGGACUGUGUUGAGUUGCUUGUGCCCCUGUUGCAUCUGCUUUACUGGACUAGCGAACUUGGCUGUGAGCCUUAUAAAACUUCCCGUUAAAGUGAUCAAAUGGUUUAUCCAUCAAAUUCCCUGUUGAUGUUGAUCAUGGAUGGUUGGUUGUCAUAAUUCUUUUUAAUUGUUUCAUCUUUCAGGAAAUCCAUUCCAUCUUCAUCUGUUUAUAAAUUGAAUGUGUUAUUAGUCGGUUAAUCCAAAUUCAAAGUUGUUGACCUUGUAAAGUUUUUGAAAUUCUCGUUA
Molecule: messenger RNA, 490 nt
Organism: Nelumbo nucifera (sacred lotus)
Lineage: Eukaryota; Viridiplantae; Streptophyta; Magnoliopsida; Proteales; Nelumbonaceae
Product: taximin
Source: RefSeq, a predicted model, not a curated record